Morchella importuna is the source of this 939-nucleotide messenger RNA. RefSeq lists its product as uncharacterized. Gene Ontology annotation, molecular function: cysteine-type deubiquitinase activity. The transcript is spliced from 5 exons. Gene Ontology annotation, biological process: protein deubiquitination; ubiquitin-dependent protein catabolic process. Gene Ontology annotation, cellular component: cytoplasm. The record is from RefSeq and is a predicted model, not a curated record. The coding region runs from base 1 to 939 and encodes 312 amino acids. NCBI's taxonomy places the organism in Eukaryota, Fungi, Ascomycota, Pezizomycetes, Pezizales, Morchellaceae.
AUGUCUGGGGGCUGGAACACCAUUGAAUCGGAUGCUGGUGUUUUUACCUAUCUGGUGGAGAAUCUCGGCGUCAAGAAUGUACAAUUUGAAGAGAUGAUAUCUUUGGAUGCAUAUUCCCUCAAGCAACAAAGUCCCGUAUAUGGUGUAAUCUUCCUGUUCAAAUACCCGGUAGGUGAGAAGAAAACGGAUGAGGCUGUCGAUGGGCAAUACGAUUUCGAAGCUUCCGAAAACAUCUUCUUUGCGAACCAGACCAUUCAAAAUGCAUGUGCAACACAAGCUAUUCUAUCAGUUUUACUGAAUAGAGGAGAUCUUCAAGUUGGAGAUUCACUAAGGGACUUUCGAGAAUUCACACAAGCGUUCCCUGCAGAGUUGCGUGGGGAAGCUCUAUCAAACUCAGAAUUAAUUCGCGACGUUCAUAAUUCAUUUGCUCGAUCAAGUCCCUUCAUUGAUGAGGGCACACGUGCUGCAACCGAGGACGACGAUGUUUACCACUUUAUCGCAUAUACACCCGUCAACGGUGUUUUAUAUGAGCUCGACGGACUACAACCGUCUCCAAUUUCCCACGGAUCUUGUAGCGAUUCGGAAUUUUGCGACAAGAUCAUCCCUGUUCUACAGCGUAGGAUUAAUAGGUAUCCUGCCACAGAAAUCCGCUUCAAUUUGCUUGCCAUGAUCCAGGAUCCGAGAAUUAGAGCUUCGGAGAUUGGGGACGUAGAGACAGUAACAAGGGAGGAUGAUAAAAGGAAGAUGUGGACUUGGGAGAACGAGCUCAGGAGACACAAUUUUGUCGGAUUUACUCAUGAGGUACUGAAAAACGUUGUCGCUUCGAAUUUGAAGGAAGGGAAAUACGACGAAUGGUUGAAUGGAGCCAAGGAGAAGGCUAAACAGCGAAUGGAGGAGCGCAUCAAGAAAGGAAAAAAGGGAGAGGACAUUGAUGAAUAG